CUGAGUAUUGCUGCAUACUCUAUUUGCUGUCUGUUUAUUUUUGGUUUUAUUUUGGAACCGGGAAAAUGUCUGAUCAGGGGGCUCAGCAGCAAGUGGUGAUGAAGGUGGAAGGUGAACAGCCUUCAACCUCCACUCCUCCUCCUCCACCUCUGACUGCUACUCAACGGUUGAAGGAGCUGGAAGAACAGUUGCGGCAGCAACAGGCCAGACUUGCAGAAGUGGAACAGCAGGAGGCAACUGAGCUAGAAGCUGCAACAGAUCAUUCCAGAAGGGAAUAUUUGUUGCAGCAGCUAGACAAAGCGCGCACAGAUGAUCGUUGAGACCAAAGAGGUCCCAAGAUCCCUGCUCCCAACAAGUUCAGGGGCGAUGACCCCAAGACUGAUGUUGGGGACUGGGCUGCUGGGACCAUAGCCUACUUGAGGGGCUUUGUCUGUGCAGAACAGACCAAGGUGGCGACUGUUCUGGGACUGCUGGAAGGGCCUGCGCUGAAGUGGGCCACCUCAACUUCCAGCAGCUUGCAGCAGUCCAUGGAGGACUGGGCUUUUGGGCUUGGGGUAGACAAGCUUCUGCAGGCCCUGGAGGACCGAUUUGCAGACAAGGAGCAGACCCGCAAGGCUGCUGACAGGACUGCUCGCCUGGGACAGCAGCGGUACAGUGGCACCCUGCAGGCCUUGUUUGCUGAGUUCGAGCAGCUUACCUCCACCCCUGGGUUGGUCAUGUCUUCUGAUGAUUUGCUGACCAACUUCUGCAGGGCAGCGCCUGAGAAGUUUGUUGUUGCAUUGUACAGCGCUGGGCACAAGGACUGGAGGUCCUUUGGCCGUGCAGCCCUGGAAAUGGAGGCCAAGCUCCAUGUCCAGGCCCCAUCCUCUGAUAGGAGGAAAGGUGCCUUCCCCAGAGGUGGCAGAAGGGAAAGGCAGCCUUCACUCAUGCGGGAUCUGCGUCAGGAUCAGAUUCAAAUUCCCAACCUAAUGCACCUUCAGGUAGGUGAAUCUGCAGCUGUUUCAGUUGAGACUGCAUGUGCUAAUGUUUGGUUGGGGACUGCAUGGGCAGCAUCCUUCUGCUAUGAGGAUCCUGACCCGGAUCAGGACCCGGGGCAGGAUGAGCUUCAGUCCCUUGCUGCCUUCUUCUUUCAUCUCAAGGAACAGAAGAAGUGCAAGACUGAUCUCAUCAUGCUUCGGCCACCGAUCAACAGCACCAGGAUCACUGGGCUGUUGGACUGUGGGGUCACCAAGAACUUCAUGUCUCCCAGUGCAGUUAAAAAGUUGCACCUGGGCAUGAAAGUUCAGCAGCUGCAGCAACCUAUGCUGGUGCGGAUUGGUGACUCUACAGUGCUCAGCAUCAGGGAGAAGGUCAAGGGUAUCCCUGUGACCUUCGAUACUGCUGGAAAAGUCAGACACAGUCUGAACUUUUACAUUUUCCCUGAGCUGCCUUUUGACUUGGUGUUCUCCAUGCAGUGGUUGACUGCAGUCAACCCUAGGAUCGACUGGCAGAUUCCUAGAGUUGAACUACUAGACAGCCAGGGGGUGUAUCAGCCAUGCAUGAUUGUUGUUGAUCACCACCCUAAGACUUCCUGCUACUGCCUGAGAGCAAGGGAGUUUCAUGCUCUCUCACGGCAGUACCAUCAUGAGCGUCUGUUCAUUGCUUUGGUCAAGCAAACAGAUGCUCCCCCUGUUUCCUGUCCUCUUGAGAUACAGCAGGUGGUAGAUCAGUAUGCUGAUCUGAUGCAGGAGCCCUUUGGACCCAGCACUUCUGAAUUCGGUGCACCUGUUCUCUUUGUGCCCAAAGGGAACGGCGAGUUCAGAAUGUGCAUUGACUACAGGGGUCUCAAUAAGAUCACUAGGAAGAGUAUUGAGCCACUUCCUAGGAUCGAUCACCUCCUGGACAUGGUGCAGGGCUGCACAGUGUUCAGCAAAGUCGACCUCAAAUCUGGCUACCAUCAUAUUGAGAUGGCAGAGGAGGAUGUCUAUAAGACAACCUUCAAGACCAGGUAUGGGACUUACGAGUUCUUGGUCAUGCCAUUUGGACUUUGCAACGCCCCAGACACCUUCCAGACAGAGAUGCAUCGCAUCUUCAGGCCUUACCUGGACAAGUUUAUGUUUGUCUACCUGGAUGAUAUCCUGGUAUUCAGCCGGACUUCCAGGGAACAUGCGGAGCACUUGGCUCUCGUUCUUCAGUCGUUACGUGACAGUCAGUAUAAGAUCAACAGAGAGAAGUCCUCUUUUGGAGUUCCCUCUGUCAUCUAUCUGCGUUAUGUAAUCUCUGGAGAUGGUCUGGUUCCUGAAGCAGCCAAGAUUGCUGCUAUUCAGGAGUGGCCUCAGCCUCAGACAGUGAGGGAUGUCAGGUCCUUCAUGGUAUUAGCCUCCUACUACAGAAAGUUUGUCAAGAACUUUUCUGCAGUGGCUGCACCCCUGACUAACCUAACAAAGAAGGACACUCCCUUUCUUUGGUCCCUCCACUGUCAGUUGGCCUUCACACGACUCAAGAAGGCCUUGACUCGUGCGCCUGUACUGAAGUUACCUGACCCCACUUUGCCAUUCAUCCUGACCACUGACGCCAGUCAGUAUGGCAUUGGGGCAGUUCUUCAGCAGGAUGAUGGGAAUGGUCCACGGCCUGUAGAGUUUAUGAGUAAGAAGAUCAAGACCCAAAAGCUCCAGGACUCCACCUACGAGAAAGAGCUAAAUGCUCUUGUCUGUGCCCUGAAACAUUGGAAACACUUUCUCCUGGGCAGGCACUUCAAGAUCUUUUCAGAUCACUCCACCCUCCAGUGGAUGAAGUCCCAGGGAGAGUUGAAUGAUAAAUUGGCACGGUACAUUCAGUUCAUUGACAUGUUUGACUUUGAACUGAAGCAUAAGAAGGGCUGCUACAAUAAGGUAGCAGAUGCCCUCUCUCGUAGGCCUGACUCUUUUGCGCUGAUCUCCUCUACUCACUCCUUUGGAGAGGAGACCCGUCAGACCAUCGCUCGUCUACUGCCUCGGGACGAGACUUUUGGACCCAUUGUCAGGAAUCUGCAAGCAGAUCCUAAUUCUGAACCAGGCUAUGCUCUGAGUUCAGACCUGCUGUACACUUGCAGCAAAGGUGAGGAGCGCUUGUGCAUUUCCCAAGACCAACGGCUCAGGACACUGCUGAUGUCAGAGUGUCAUGAUGCCCGUGGACAUUUCGGGUUCCUAAAGUCUUAUGCGGCCCUGUCGCAACGCUUCUUCUGGAAGGAGAUGUGGAGUGAUAUGCUGCGUUAUGUAGACACCUGUGAGCUCUGCCAAAGGAAUAAGGUCCAGCGUAGACCUCCUUUGGGACUGCUCAAACCCUUACCCAUACCUGAUGGCCCUGCUGAAUCUGUGUCGAUAGACUUCACAGAUUUAGGCAAGACCACCCCUCGUGGCAUGCGUCGGUUAUGGUCUGUGUGGACAGGUUCUCCAAAUACGCAGAUUUCAUCCCCUUGCCAAAGGUAGCUAGGGUACCAGCUGUGAGAGAAGCCUUCUCUGAGAGGUGGGUCACACACCAUGGACCGCCCACUUCUAUUGUCAGUGAUCGAGACCCCAGGUUUUGCAGCGAUGAGU
Molecule: messenger RNA, 3554 nt
Organism: Chara braunii
Lineage: Eukaryota; Viridiplantae; Streptophyta; Charophyceae; Charales; Characeae
Source: the annotation of a GenBank genome assembly